Molecule: messenger RNA, 1711 nt
Organism: Macrosteles quadrilineatus (aster leafhopper)
Lineage: Eukaryota; Metazoa; Arthropoda; Insecta; Hemiptera; Cicadellidae
Product: zinc finger CCHC domain-containing protein 8 homolog
Exons: 8
Coding region: 154-1659 (501 amino acids)
Cellular component (GO): catalytic step 2 spliceosome
Molecular function (GO): zinc ion binding; RNA binding
Source: RefSeq, a predicted model, not a curated record
CGUGUUAUUUUAGCCUAAGUCACUGGUCCGAGUAAAGUCACAGUCCUCUCCCUCUCGCUCUUUACUCUAUUAAGUUACACCUGUUUUUAUUUUGCUAAGAAGGUUAUAAGCAUAAGCAGGGCAGGAACAAUUUCAAUUUCAAUCUAAAUUAAAAUGGAGGACCGUGAAAAAAGUAGUGAAGAAGAGGAUGGAGAGAUACUAUUCUUUGAAGAUAGAACACCAGGAAAUGCUUCAUCUAAACACAUCUCUUCAAAAGCUAAACAUUCGGAAUCCGAAAACUUCCUCCGUUUUGAAUCUACAGCUCAAGAAAGCCCACUGAGUCCUGAUGAAACUCCAAUGAGCCCUGCAGACUCGGAUAGGGGUAGUAGGCCAGUUAGUGUGAAUCGUGAUGAGACUGACAGUAGGCCAACAAAGUCAAAAUUGAUUGGAAACAGUGAUGAAGGUGGAACGGUUGAAGAUAUUUUGUUUGUUGAGGAAGAUAGAAACCCUAUUUUGACUGGGCAAGAGACCUGCUCACCAAGAUACUAUAUCAAUGCCAAUUUCAUGAGCAAAAAUGAUGAUAACUCAUCCAUCCAGAAGAAAAAUAAGUUUGCCAAUACUUGCUGGAACUGUGAUGAAACAACUCACUCCUUGAGAGACUGUCCUGAACCUCGCAACCAUGUUAAAAUUUCCCGUAGUCGUCAGGAGUUCCAAAAGUCUAGAGGUCCCCAGGUCAUAUACAAGAGGUAUCAUGUGGAGGAGUCCCAAGUGUUUGGUCAUCUAGUACCAGGUCAGAUCAGCAAGGGGCUGAGGAAAGCUCUGGGUCUUGAGAAAAGACAAAUACCUCUUCAUAUUUACAACAUGCGGCGGCUUGGCUAUCCCCCGGGCUGGCUUCUGGAGGCUAAAGUUUCUCACUCUGGCAUAUCCAUGUUUGAUGGACAGGGGAGAGAGGUGAAUGACCCUGACACAGAAGUUGGGGAAGUAGUUGAAGAAGGAAGCAAGGAUAAAUAUGACAUCAGAAAAAUAGUGCACUACCCUGGCUUCAAUGUUCCUCCCCCACCAGGCUUCUACGAUGACAGUGGCUACUGGGGCUGUCCUCCGCAGUCUCAGCGGCAGAGUGUGGAGGUCAUGUUGACAAGAUUGGAGGGAAAGAUUGCUGGAGGAUAUAAGCGUAAGAAGCUGUCUCUUAAUGCAACAGCCUCGGAUGUUGAUGAUACAUCACAGAGUGCUGAGUCUCACGACAUGGAGUAUGAGGAAACACCUGAAGGGCAUGAGUUGCCGGAGGAUCACUGCAAGUUUAUACCUCCACUACCAGAUGAGGAUCUUCCUGCUCCUCCUCCCUGCGACCUACCAGAGGCUGAGACUGUUGUUGAUGAGACAUCUCUGGCAGAGCUGGAAGAUGCCAAGAAGCAGCUGUUGGCACAAUUAAAUGACACCUCUCCCAUAUGUGGCACCCCUGAGAGUCGGGUAGGCAAAGUCAAGUCUGUAGACAUGGGAACUCCACUGCUGCAAAGUGUCUCCCCCUACCAGAGACUGCCCUCGGCAGACAAGUUUUCUGUAAAUAUUUGUGAUGUUAUUAACUUUGAAAAUCUACCUGAUUCCACUGGAAAAUACAAGAAAAUGAGUGGUCUCAUCCGCAAAGUUCGGGUAAAACUCUCAAAAAUUAAUGAUGAACCUUGAAAAUGUUAAUUAAGAUUGAUAUGCAGGUGAUGUCCAAAAUAAAAGUGUAUAG